GGCUUGAGCGCGCGCGCGCGAAGAUGGCGGCGGCCGGCGGCAGCCCGUGUGUUAGGAGCAGCAGAGAACUGUGGACCAUUCUGCUUGGGAGAUCGGCCCUUCGGGAACUGAGUCAGAUCGAGGCAGAGCUGAAUAAGCACUGGCAGCGGCUGUUGGAGGGGCUUUCUUACUAUAAACCUCCAAGUCCAACUUCAGCGGAGAAAGUAAAAGCUAGUAAAGACGUAGCUUCACCUCUGAAGGAACUGGGUUUAAGAAUCAGCAAGUUUUUGGGUCUGGACGAAGAACAGAGUGUGCAGCUGCUCCAGUGUUACCUGCAGGAGGAUUACCGGGGUACUCGGGACUCCCUAAAGACGGUGCUGCUGGACGAAAGGCAGAGCCAGGCCUUGAUUCUGAAGAUUGCAGACUAUUACUAUGAAGAAAGAACAUGUAUUCUUCGCUGUGUGUUACACCUCCUCACAUAUUUUCAAGAUGAAAGACACCCUUAUAGGGUUGAAUAUGCCGAAUGUGUUGAUAAGUUGGAGAAGGACUUAGUUACAAACUACCGACAGCAGUUUGAAGAGCUCUAUAAAACAGAAGCACCCACAUGGGAGACACAUGGAAACCUCAUGACUGAACGCCAGGUGUCUCGCUGGUUUGUUCAAUGCCUCCGUGAACAGUCGAUGCUGCUCGAGAUCAUUUUUCUUUACUAUGCAUACUUUGAGAUGGCACCCAGUGAUCUGCUGGUACUGACCAAGAUGUUCAAGGGGCAGGGCUUUGGCAGCCGGCAGACCAACAGGCACCUGGUGGAUGAGUCUAUGGAUCCUUUCGUCGAUCGGAUCGGGUACUUCAGUGCCCUUAUCCUUUUGGAAGGCAUGGAUAUUGAAUCCCUGCAUAAGUAUGCUCUGGAGGACCAGAGAGAGCUGCACCAGUUCGCCCAGGAUGGGCUCAUCUGCCAGGAAAUGGACUCGUUGAUGUUGACCUUUGGGGACAUUUCCCAUCAUGCCCCAGUGCUCUUGGCCUGGGCUCUGCUCCGCCACACCCUAAACCCAGAAGAGUCCAGCAGUGUUGUCCGGAAGAUGGGGGGCACAGCCAUCCAGCUGAACGUCUUUCAGUAUUUGACCCGUCUGCUUCGCUCGCUGGCCAGUGGGGGAAAUGAUUGUACCAACAGCACAGCGUGCAUGUGCAUAUACGGACUCCUGUCUUUCGUCCUCACCUCAUUGGAACUGCACACGUUAGGCAAUCAGCAGGAUUUGCUCGACGCUGCAUGUGAGGUCCUGACCGACCCUUCUCUUCCGGAACUGUUUUGGGGAACAGAGCCAACCUCUGGCCUUGGGAUCAUCCUAGACAGUGUGUGUGGAAUGUUUCCCCAUCUUCUCUCCCCGCUCCUGCAGUUAUUACGAGCCCUUGUAUCAGGGAAAUCAACAGCCAAAAAGGUAUACAGCUUCCUGGAUAAGAUGUCCUUCUACAAUGAACUUUAUAAGCACAAGCCCCAUGAUGUCAUCUCCCACGAGGAUGGAACUCUCUGGAGGAGGCAGACAUCCAAACUUCUUUACCCUCUAGGGGGUCAGACUAACCUUCGCAUACCUCAGGGCACUUUGGGACAAGUCAUGCUGGAUGACCGGGCUUACCUAGUACGCUGGGAGUACUCGUACAGCAGCUGGACGCUCUUCACCUGUGAGAUCGAGAUGCUCCUUCAUGUAGUUUCCACUGCAGAUGUGAUUCAGCACUGCCAGCGGGUCAAGCCCAUCAUCGACCUGGUUCAUAAGGUCAUCAGUACAGAUCUGUCCAUCGCAGAUGGCCUCUUGCCCAUCACAUCCCGCAUCUACAUGCUGCUGCAGCGGUUAACCACGGUCAUAUCCCCACCUGUGGAUGUCAUCGCCUCUUGUGUCAAUUGCUUGACUGUUUUGGCUGCCCGGAACCCAGCAAAGGUUUGGACUGAUCUGCGCCACACCGGCUUCCUCCCUUUUGUGGUCCACCCGGUCUCCAGCAUGAGCCAGAUGCUCAGUGCUGAGGGGAUGAAUGCCGGGGGGUAUGGGAACCUCCUAAUGAACAGUGAACAGCCCCAGGGUGAGUACGGAGUCACCGUUGCCUUCCUGCGCCUCAUCACCACACUGGUCAAGGGACAGCUGGGUAACACCCAGAGCCAAGGGCUGGUGCCUUGUGUCAUGUUUGUGCUGAAGGAGAUGCUGCCCAGCUACCACAAGUGGCGCUACAACUCCCAUGGUGUGAGAGAGCAGAUCGGUUGCCUGGUCCUGGAGCUGAUUCACGCGAUACUGAACCUGUGCCCCGAGAUGGACUUACACAACAGUCACAUCCCAAGCCUGCAGUCCCUGUGCAUCUGCAGCCUGGCCUACACGGAAGCUGGCCAGACUGUCAUCAACAUCAUGGGCAUUGGGGUGGACACUAUUGACAUGGUGAUGGGUGUGCAACACCGAAGUGAUGGAGUGGACGGCCAUGGGCAAGGCCAGCUGCUGAUCAAGACGGUGAAGCUGGCGUUCUCUGUCACCAACAAUGUCAUUCGGCUGAAGCCUCCUUCCAAUGUGGUGUCCCCACUCGAGCAGGCCCUCACCCAGCAUGGUGCCCACGGGAACAAUCUCAUUGCAGUCCUUGCCAAGUACAUCUACCACAAGCAUGAUCCCGCCCUGCCUCGUCUGGCCAUCCAGCUGCUCAAACGUCUGGCCACGGUGGCCCCGAUGUCGGUGUAUGCCUGCCUAGGCAAUGACGCCGCAGCCAUUCGCGAUGCCUUCCUGACGCGCCUCAAGAGCAAGAUUGAGGACAUGCGCAUCAAAGUCAUGAUUUUGGAAUUCCUCACAGUUGCUGUCGAGACACAGCCGGGCCUCAUCGAACUGUUUCUCAACUUGGAGGUGAAGGACAGUGCUGACGGCUCAAAGGAAUUCAGCCUUGGCACUUGGAGCUGCCUGCACGUGGUACUGGAGCUGAUUGACACUCAGCAGCAGGACCGCUACUGGUGCCCGCCCCUGCUGCACCGUGCCGCCAUCUCCUUCCUGCAUGCUCUGUGGCAGGACCGGCGCGAUAGCGCCAUGCUUGUCCUCAGAACCAAACCCAAGUUUUGGGAGAAUCUCACCAGCCCACUAUUUGGGACUCUUUCUCCUCCUUCAGAAACAUCCGAGCCCAGUGUCCUGGAAACCUGUGCUCUCAUCAUGAAGAUCAUUUGCUUGGAACUUUACUAUGUAGUUAAGGGCUCGUUGGACCAGUCGCUCAAAGACACUCUGCUGAGAUUCUCCCGUGAGGAGCGAUUUACCUACUGGUCAGGCUACGUGCGGUCUUUGGCGGUGCACACGGCGCAGACGGAAGGCAGCAGCUGCGCCUUCUCCUUCGAGUACCAGAUGCUCGUCUCGGCCUGGAGGAUGCUGCUCAUCAUUGCCACCAGCCACGCCGAGAUCUUGCACCUGACGGACUCUGAAGUGCGCCGCCAGCUCUUCCUGGACGUUCUUGAUGGGACCAAGGUUCUACUCCUGGUCCCAGGCUCUGUGAACUGCCUGCACCUGGGCUCCAUGCUAUGUACUCUGCUACUUGUCCUGCUCCGCCAGUGGAAGGGAGAGUUGGGGUCUGUGGACGAAAUCCUGGGGCCCUUGACUGAGAUCCUGGAGGCCGUGCUGCAGGCCGACCAGCAGCUCAUGGAGAAGACCAAGGCCAGGGUGUUCUCUGCUUUCAUCACUGUGCUGCAGAUGAAGGAGCUGCGAGUGAGCGACAUUCCCCAGUACUCAGAGCUGGUGCUGAGCGUAUGUGGGGCGCUCCAGGAGCAGCUGAUUGCACUCUUCGACCAGACACGUCAGAGUCUGGCUACUGGCAGCAGCACCGAGGACAAAGACAGCAUGGAGACGGACGACAGCUCCCGGACACGCUCUAAGGACCAGCGUGAUGGGGUGUGUGUGCUGGGCCUGCACCUGGCCAAGGAGCUGUGUGACGUGGAUGAGGACGGUGACUCGUGGCUGCAGGUGACCCGGCGGCUGCCCAUCCUGCCCACCCUCUUCACUGCACUGGAGGUGAGCCUGCGCCUCAAGCAGAACCUGCACUUCACCGAGGCGUCCCUGCACCUGCUGCUCACGCUGGCCCGCACACAGCAGGGUGCCACAGCCGUGGCAGGAGCCGGCAUCAUCCAGAGCAUCUGCCUGCCACUCCUCAGCGUGUACCAGCUCAGCAGCAAUGGCACAGGACAGGCCACAGUUACUUCCCGGAAGUCUCUGGUGGACGUGCCGUCGUGGCCAGGGGUCUACCGCCUGUCCAUGUCCCUGAUGGAGCGGCUUCUCAAGACUCUGCGCUACAACUUCCUGACCGAGGCCUUGGACUUUCUGGGGGUGCAUCAGGAGCGCACCUUACAGUGCCUCAAUGCGGUGAGGACGGUGCAGAGUGUGGCCUGCUUGGAGGAGGCUGAUCACACAGUGGGCUUCAUCCUGCAGCUAUCCAACUUCACUAAGGAGUGGCGCUUCCACCUGCCCCAGCUUAUGCGGGACGUCCAGGUCAACCUGUGCUACCUGUGCCAGGCCUGCACAUCCCUGCUGCACAGCCGCAAGAUGCUGCAACACUACCUGCAGAACAAAAAUGGGAACGGUCGCCCUUCAGCUGCCGGCCCCCGGCUACAGCGGCAAUUGGCCACCCUGUCCACCUCGUCUAAGCAACCCAGUGCUGACACAGAGGCCUCGAAGCAGCGGGCCUUACACGCAGUCCAAUACGCCCUCCUUAAGAUCCUCUGCAGGACCUUGGCGGCCCUGCGCCACUUCACCCCUGAUGUCUGCCAGAUCCUGCUGGACCAGUCCCUGGACCUGGCCGAGUACAACUUCCUGUUUGCCCUGAGCUUCACCACUCCCACCUUUGACUCUGAAGUGGCCCCAUCCUUUGGCACCCUGCUGGCCACGGUUAAUGUGGCUCUCAACAUGCUUGGAGAGCUCGACAAGAAAAAGGAGCCUCUAACACAGGCUGUCGGGCUCAGCACGCAGGCGGACGGGAGCAGGACACUGAAGGCCCUCUUGAUGUUCAGCAUGGAGAACUGCUUCUACCUCCUCAUCUCCCAGGCCAUGCGCUACCUGCGGGACCCGGCCGUGCCAUCCCGGGACAAGCAGCGCAUGAGGCAGGAGCUUAGCUCCGAGCUGAGCACGCUGCUCUCCAGCCUUUCCCGCUACUUCCGCCGUGGUACCCCCAGCUCCCCUGCAACUGGGGUCCUCCCCUCGCCUCAGGGCAAGUGCAGCUCCUCGUCCAAGGCCAGCACUGAGAGCCAGGAACCCCUGAUCCAGCUGGUGCAGGCCUUCGUGCGCCACGUGCAGAGAUAGAGCAGCACCCCUGCUGCCCAUUCGCCGGCCACUCCUGCUGGCAUUAUUUUUAUAACAGAAGAGGUCGGCAGCAGGCCCACUCCUGAGGAGGGGGGCUCCUUCCCAGCACCUGUAAGACCUGGCCUGGACCAGGCAGGACAGGGUCUGGUCACUCGCUGCCUGCCAGUGGUCAGGCCCAGGGUCAGGAGCUGUCUCCUGGGCUCCAUGGUUGAGAUUUUUGGUAAUACUGCGGUCUAUUUAUACAAAUAUUAAAGUUCUCUUUAUAGA
This is a messenger RNA of Suncus etruscus (white-toothed pygmy shrew), 5534 nucleotides long. It is a transcript of the gene NUP188, whose product is annotated as nucleoporin 188. Gene Ontology annotation, biological process: protein import into nucleus; RNA export from nucleus. The record is from RefSeq and is a predicted model, not a curated record. The coding region runs from base 24 to 5267 and encodes 1747 amino acids. Gene Ontology annotation, molecular function: structural constituent of nuclear pore. Gene Ontology annotation, cellular component: nuclear pore inner ring. The transcript is spliced from 44 exons. Lineage: Eukaryota; Metazoa; Chordata; Mammalia; Eulipotyphla; Soricidae.